This is a messenger RNA of Pseudomyrmex gracilis, 2419 nucleotides long. Its product is annotated as solute carrier family 35 member G1-like. NCBI's taxonomy places the organism in Eukaryota, Metazoa, Arthropoda, Insecta, Hymenoptera, Formicidae. Gene Ontology annotation, cellular component: membrane. The transcript has 3 exons. The record is from RefSeq and is a predicted model, not a curated record. The coding region runs from base 934 to 1950 and encodes 338 amino acids.
AUUUUAUUACCUAACUACAGUAUAUUUAUAUAUAAAAUAUAUUUUUGAAAAUAAUAUCUUGUUCUCUUUUAUAAGAUAUGAAAAUAGAAUCAAACGAGGUUUGGCUGUCAAUGUUUAAAUAUAUAAAGACAUUUUUUAUAUUUUAGCAGUGAUCUUUCCUCUAAUAUCAACAUAAUAAACUUCUUUUUAUUACUAUAAUUACUUAUUAAUCGAGUACACAAGCUAUGACUACGACUAUUAAAUAGUAAUUCUUGUUUGUUCUAUUGCGAAUUUUGCAUCUCAUAUCUUUGGGUUUUUAUUAUUAUACACUUUAAACUGCAGAUACACACAUAUAUAUAUGUAUACACCUAAUUUUUUCAGAAAAUAGUUUUGAUAUGGUGAAGUAUUGAGGAGUCACCUUAGGUUCUCUUUGGAAAUUCCAAUAUUAAAAUUUGAAAAAAAAUAAAACAGCUAUAUAGAGCCCGCGCAGGAUGUUGUGCAGUAAAUAAUUGUAAUCAGAGAUGUGUCAAAACGUUUCGAUUAUAACUCUAGUUCUUAUCAAUUGAGUCAGCGAAAAUUCAAAUUCAAACGCAACACUUUAAGAUGUCAAUAGCAUAAAUAGUUUUGAUAUUUCAUUAGUAAUGUUUCGUGAGAAAAAUGACGCACAGUAUUAUAGAUAUAUUUAUCACAAGACGCCACAUCUGCGAUUUUCUUCAAUCCUGCAAUGGAUUUUAUUAUUUUCACUCGUGUUACAUCGAGGAUUCUUUCUCUCGUGACAAUCGUUCCGAAUCUUCCUAGCGUCAUUAAUCCGCAAUAAUCUCUUGGUCGUUUAAGUUAUAUUAAUUGCGAAUGGACAGCGUCGCAGAUGCGUCAAAUGACAGUGCAAACGACAGUAUAGUUGGUUCGCGAUAGCCGAGUGUAGGUCGCGAUCCAGUGCUUGUCCGUUUUACUGCAAUGAAGUUUAGCAUCGAAUCCACUGCCUCUUAUAACAGCAUCCAUCCGGCCUACCAUUACACCGAGCAGUUUGCUAACAAUGGCGAGACUUAUCGAGAUGGAACUAAAUGGUACGGAGUGUUCUUGGCAUUCAUGUCGGGCACUUUCUUCACCAUUAGCUCAGCUUUAGUCAAAGCGGUCCGUAAUGUGGAUCCUAUGAUCCUGUUGGCUAUCCGUGCUCUGCUGCAAAUUUUAGUAAUGACUAUUGUAGCUUGCAGAGUAUCUUUUGAUUUCUUUAAUCCUUCUGGCCAAAGAAUACUAAUACACUUUCAGGGUUUAGUAGGAGGAAUGACUCUGUCAUUGCUGUACUACAGUUUCCGACAAUUACCUCUCGGUGAUGCCACUACAAUCAUAUUCAGCUCACCAGUCAUAGUCAUUGCAUUAUCUUUUUUCUUUCUAAAAGAACCUUGUGGUGUUCUGCGCAUAGUGGUUGUCUGCUCGCUCUUUAUGGGCGUCGUUCUCGUUGCCAGACCACCUUUUAUAUUUCAGAUACACCACGCCGAAACUUACAAUCUCUUGGGAUAUCUAUGCGCUAUUCUGGCGACUCUGUUUACGGCGCUCAAUAUUGUUGUCAUGAGGAAAUGCUCGGAAAUACAUUACUCUAUCUUAGUGUUAAAUCUAUCGUGUUGGUCGUUCAUUGCGUCCGUUUUUUUCUACUUCACGGUAUCCGCUGGCACGCACGAAAUCCACAAGUUUCACUUGCCGCAUGAUUGGUUUACCUGGUUUCAAAUCAUGCUAGUAGCAUUCACCGGUCUUACGGGUCAAGUGCUGGUAACAAAGGCGCUCAAAAUCGAGGGCGCGGGAAAAGUUUCGGUCACCAGGUCGUUGGAUAUUAUUCUGGCGUAUUUAAUCCAAGUAUACUUGUUUGGCGAAAAGCCCACGUCUACUAGUCUGACUGGAGCAAUCCUCAUCAUUUUCUCUGUUGUUUGCAUGGGUUUCGAAAAGGAGAUUUAUUCGUUUUGCGACUUUAUUCCCUAGUUAGUUAAUUCACGUAACGAGCGAUCGAAUCUCGUCGCUAAACGCAACUUUUGAUCUUGAGUUGAACUCAGCAAUAACCGAAUAACUCGCGCAAUUUAUUAUAUUUAAUUAUUAUCGACUAUUCAAUAAUGCAUAAAAUAUCAUUGUGUACGAAAAGAUGCACUUAUAUAUCUUAAUGCAAUUGCAUUUUUCUUUAGUCAAAAACAUGUAAAUUUUUCACAUAUUUUUCUCUAAAACUGUUUUAAAUUUAUGAUAAUUCACUACACAAUGCAAAUAUAUUAAUCAUUAGAAUCAUUUUAGAAUCUUGACAUCGACAUCUCUAAUAAUAGUAACAACAAUAACACAAUAAUAAUAAUAAUAAUAAUAAUGUAGUUUGUGCGAUUCGUACAUGUAUCUAUGAUGAUUUAUUUAAUGAGAAAGAAAAGUACUACAAUUAACAAUAAACCGCUAUACCACAAGUUUAAAAUAA